Molecule: messenger RNA, 1127 nt
Organism: Nothobranchius furzeri (turquoise killifish)
Lineage: Eukaryota; Metazoa; Chordata; Actinopteri; Cyprinodontiformes; Nothobranchiidae
Gene: h1m
Product: linker histone H1M
Biological process (GO): nucleosome assembly
Cellular component (GO): nucleosome
Molecular function (GO): DNA binding
Source: RefSeq, a predicted model, not a curated record
CUUCAUUUUGCGCCUCACUUUUACUUUUACGCAAUGCCUCCCAAAAAACGAGCCGCGGACUCAGCUAAUCCAGAGCCGACUUUAAGCAAAGUUUCUGCGGAGGAAACAGCUGGGACGGAGAAAUCUGGCGCAGCCGCGGUGCGUAAACGUACUCAUCCGACCACAGCCGCCAUGGUGCGAGAGGCGCUGAAAGAUCUGGACUCACGGAAAGGAGUGUCGUCCCAGGCGAUCCAGAGCUUCAUUAAGCAGAAGUACCCGUCUGCGGAUGGGGUGAGGUUGAAGUACUUGAUCCGCACAGCCUUGAAAAGAGGGAUGGAAACCGGGACUUUGGUGAGGCCGGUCAACCCCAGUGUGACCAGCGGUGCGCUCAGAAAAUUCAGGCUUGCUCCAGAAAAACAGCCAAAGGCUAAAACUGAAAACACAAAUCCAAAUGUGCAAAAAGCACCAAAAGCAGCCAAAGAUGGAGUCAAAAAGACUGAAAAAGCUGGUUCCACCAAGAAGAGUUCUGCAAAAGAUGAGUCUGCAGAGAACAUGAAGCCUUCUAGAAAAUCAAAGAAAGCUGCUGAGGCUGCAUCAUCAAAUGUGCCGAAAGCAGCCAAAGAUGGAGUCAACCAGAUCCAAUCAGCUGGUGUGCCCAAGAAGAAUUUUUCAGAAGUGGAGUCUGCAGAGGACAUUAAGCUCUCCAUGAAACCAAAGAAAGCUGGAGAAUCUGCACCCUUGAAGGUUGUUCCUGCAAAGAAGCCAAAGGCGAAACAAAGCAGUGAGGGAAACUCUGACUCAACCAAAUCUCAAGCUACAAAGGACAUUAAGCUCCCCAGGAAAUCAAAGAAAGCUAGAGAAUCUGCAUCCUUGAAGGUUGUUCCUGCAAAGAAGCCAAAGGUGAAACAAAGCAGUGAGGAAAACUCUGACUUAACCAAAUCUCAAGCUACAAAGGUGACCAAAGAUGAAAAGACCGGAAAGGCAGCCCAGAGUAAAGCUGCUGAAGCGCACAAUGAUGAUCCUGCCCCCAAAGCAGCUGGAAAACGAGGAAAGAAGAUGGAGUAAACUUGGGUUAUGAUUUUAAACAGAUUUUAAACUGUUCCUUUUUCAAUAAACUUAAAAUCUUUAGCAAUCUUGUUCUGAACUGA